Athene cunicularia (burrowing owl) is the source of this 1279-nucleotide messenger RNA. RefSeq names its product Tctex1 domain containing 1 (gene DYNLT5). Gene Ontology annotation, molecular function: dynein intermediate chain binding. The record is from RefSeq and is a predicted model, not a curated record. Lineage: Eukaryota; Metazoa; Chordata; Aves; Strigiformes; Strigidae. The coding region runs from base 24 to 389 and encodes 121 amino acids. The transcript is spliced from 3 exons. Gene Ontology annotation, biological process: microtubule-based movement. Gene Ontology annotation, cellular component: cytoplasmic dynein complex; cytoplasm.
CAGCCCUUAGCAACGGUGCUGGGAUGCAUGGCGGCACGGCCGGCGGAGACCCCCGCUCAGGUCCCCCCAAACGCUUCCCGGUGGCGGUGGUGGAUGAUAUCCUGAAGGAUGUGUUGGGGAGUUACCUGAGGGAGCAGCGCUACGAGCCGGGUCGGUGCAGGGAGAUGGCGAAGGACGUGGCUGAGGUUAUUAAAGCUCGGGUAAAAGACGUUAUGAUACCGAGGUACAAGAUUGUUGUGGUGACACAUAUUGGGCAGCUGAAUGAGCAGAGCAUGCAGAUCGCAAGCAGGUGCCUGUGGGAUCCUGUGAGCGAUACGUUUUCGUCGUAUGUGUUCAAGAACGCUUCGCUCUUUGCUCUGGCAAACGUCUAUGCUGUCUAUUUUGAAUAAGGAGGUAGUUAAGUUUCACAGCAGAAGUGAACCUUCAGCCUAACUCUUCCUGUUCCUGUUGUGGAAAACAGCUGUGAAGGACCAAGGCAACUUUCACCUGUUUUGAAAUGUGGUUCCCAGAAGUUUUUUGGCAGUGAAUGCAAUAACUGUAUUUCUCAAAGCUUUCUGUGGGAAGUGAUUCUCUGUGAAAUGCCUUUUUGCACCUGAUUCUAGCUGCUUUGAGAACCGAAUAUCCCUGUAAUACUUUUUUCUCCCUGAAUCUGCCCUCACUACAUGAUCCCCAAGUAGAAACCACAGCGGGAUUUUGGGAAAGUAAAACAAAAACAUUUUUAUCCCUGUUUGUGGGCAGUUAGGUUUGUCAGGCCCUGUGGAGUCAUCUCUGUGCACACGCUGUGUUGCAGACAAGUGCUGUGUCCUGUCCAGCUGCAGUAGCUCGGUGCUGCAAUCACCCUGCCCUGCCUAGGGCAUGGAGGGAUCCCUCCAAACCUUCCUGCUGGGCCCAGAGUUAUCUUGGGUGUGCUCUGUGGCGAGAAGGGUAGAGCUUUGCUCGCCGGGGGCUGGCCUGCCUGCCCCAGAGCCCCAAGAAAAAGCCCUGGUCACAGAGAAGGUGGCCCAGAGAAAGUGGUUAGUUCUGCUUGGAGAAGACUAGCUCAGCCCCAUAGUGUUUGAAAUGGCUUAUUUUAUUACAUUUUGUGUGCAAAGCUGAAACUAGAACAGUAGUUAGAUGGGAAGAAAUAGUCGUGACUAUAAGUUUAACUGCUGUAAACGCUUUGUGGAACCCAGACAAUCCAACCUGAACUGUCGCUGCAGCCGUUGGCUGGUUUGCACUGCAACUUUUAACAUUCAGAUUUUACUCCCUAGUGUACUCCAAAGAAUAAAGCUACAAUUAA